CAACAAUAUUUGUUGGUCAGUCAGUAGGAAAUCAGUAAAGGCCCUAGCUUCAUUGCAAACGGGCGUGACGAAAUAACUUGUGUUUCUUUUUUCUUCAUUACAACCACAGACAACAAGCCGAUAAAAAUGAAGAUCCUGGUAGCCUUAAGCCUUCUGGCGUUAGCUGUGUCCAUAGAAGCCAGGGUCACAGCCACUCAGAAGCCCAUAUCUCCACAGAUCACAUCUUUGACCGACAAGGAUGCCAGAAGCAAAGCGCGUGUACACCCAGCUUUUGCCAGUGCCGGCCAGAGGGCUGGCGUCGAAGUAUGGAGGAUCGAGACAUUCAACCCCGUUGCGGUCGGUCCAAAUGACUACGGCAAAUUCCACAAAGGAGAUUCUUAUAUCGUCUUAAAGACUACAGCAGACAAACGCAACGUCCUCACCCACGACAUUCACUACUGGAUCGGCAGUGAGUCUACGCAGGACGAGUCGGGCGCGGCGGCCAUCUUGACUGUCGGAUUAGACGACAAGUUCAACGGCGCCGCUGUGCAGCACAGAGAGCCUAUGGGUUACGAGAGCCAGCAGUUCAAGAGCUACUUCCCUAAUGGUCUCAAAUAUUUGGACGGUGGUGUCGGCACAGGAUUCAAACACGUGACCACCAAUGCUGGGGCUGCUAAACGCCUGUUCCAGGUCAAAGGCAAGAGGAACAUCAGGGUACGACAGGUGGACCCCUUGAUCUCCUCGAUGAACGAAGGUGACUGCUUCAUCUUAGACGUGGACCAGACGAUCCUGGUGUACGUGGGCAAGAAGGCCAAGAAUGUGGAGAAAUUGAAGGCCAUCUCCUUCGCCAACCAGAUCAGAGACCAGGAUCAUAACGGGAGAGGACGCGUGGAAAUAAUUGACCAAUACUCCAGUGAGGUGGACGUCCAGAAGUUCUUCACAACCCUCGGAUCCGGUGCACCCAACACUGUUCCAGAAGAGGCUGCCGGCGGAGACGACCAGACUUUUGAAAAGAACGAAGAACAGUCGGUAGUGUUGUCGGAAAUAUCGGACGCGUCGGGUAAACUCAAGGCGAACGCACUCACCAAACCUUACAAGCAGGAGCAACUCAAAACCACGGAGAGUUACAUCUUGGAUACAGUCUCUGGAAGCAUCUACGUGUGGACAGGAAGACAAUCUUCAGAAAGGGAAAAGUCAGAAGCCAUGACUAAAGCACAACAGACUCUGCUCUCCAAGAAUUAUCCUUCCUGGGUUCAAGUCGUGAAGAUUCCACAGGGAACCGAACCUGCAGCCUUUAAGCAAUACUUCGCUACGUGGAGGGAUAACGCAAUGCCACAUUCAAGAGUCAUUUAAAUAAAAAAAGAAAUACGUAUGUCUUCAGCUGCCGCCGAAGCCGCUGCCAAAUAUGUACAUCUCAAGAAGUAAUUUACAAUAUAAAAUAUUUAUAUAAACAAUUUUAAGUAAAUUUCUUAGACCUACCAUAAAAAAAGAAAAAUAGUUCUUAUGUUUAACAAUAAUUUCUGAAAUAUAACGACAAAGAAAUCUACUCAAACUGUAUACGUGAAA
This is a messenger RNA of Chilo suppressalis (striped riceborer), 1545 nucleotides long. The record is from the annotation of a GenBank genome assembly. NCBI's taxonomy places the organism in Eukaryota, Metazoa, Arthropoda, Insecta, Lepidoptera, Crambidae.